ACAGGGUUGAAAAGGUGAUAUGUACACAGUAUUUAGCCAUUGAACACAAAUAAUAAAAUAAAAAAUGGAUAUGUCCUGUGAGACGGCCUCGGAAGACCUUGACAAGACCAAAAGGCUUUUGCAUAUACCCUGGAAAUCGAGACUCCACAACUUCCUCAAUAGUCCCUCACCUCACUCAAAGAAGAAAAUGCGCAGACAAUCUGUUAAUGAAGCGAAACAGUGGGGACAAUCCUUAGAGAAACUACUCAAUCAUAAAUGUGGCCAAGUGGCAUUUCGGGUCUUCCUGAAGUCUGAGUUCUGUGAGGAGAAUCUGGAGUUUUGGCUUGCCUGUGAAGAUUUCAAGUCCAUCACCAGUCCAGAGAAGCUUGCCUGGAAAGCUACUAGCAUUUAUGAAGAAUUCAUCCAAAGUGACUCCCCUAUGGAGGUCAACGUCGAUUACCACACAAGAGACACCAUUGCUCAGAGUCUCCACAAGCCAACGCCAUCUUGUUUUGACGGUGCCCAGAGGAAGGUCUGUAGCCUUAUGGAGAACGAUGCGUAUCCUCGGUUCAUUCAGUCUGACUACUACAAGGACCUGUGUGCUGGUGGCAGGGGCUUAGGAAAACAUAGAAGAACUUGAGACUGACUGACUCAGACUCCAAAAAAAUGUACUCUGGCAAUCCAAUUCUCUGCUCUUCUCUUGAAGUGUGCACUUGACUUGAACACUCCCUCACAUGGAAUGGACUUGAACACUCCCUCACAUGGAAUGGACUUGAACACUCCCUCACAUGGAAUGGACUUGAACACUCCCUCACAUGGAAUGGUUCAUCUGAUAAACAACCAACGAAUGCUACUGACUUCAAGUG
This is a messenger RNA of Salvelinus namaycush (lake trout), 845 nucleotides long. RefSeq names its product regulator of G-protein signaling 2-like. The coding region runs from base 65 to 619 and encodes 184 amino acids. The transcript is spliced from 5 exons. Lineage: Eukaryota; Metazoa; Chordata; Actinopteri; Salmoniformes; Salmonidae. The record is from RefSeq and is a predicted model, not a curated record.